UCUCACAUAAGGUCAGUGCUGGAUGGGACCAAAUCCUCUGAGACUUCCAGACUAACUCCAGAGGUAGCAGAGCCGGUCAGGCUCGGGGGGUUAAUCUUGGAUGUUGCACCCUCUCGCCUCCCCCAUGGUGCUUUUCUCAAGGACUCAUUGGUGAUUUUAGGAAUUGCAAUAAGAAGAACAUCAUGACUCUCCUGGGAUGUGAGCAGUCUCUACUGAUACGGAGCAAAUUCAGAUCAGUUCUACAGUUACGACUUCAGCAGAGAAGGAACCGACAACAUCUGGUGGAUUGUAGCCUCAUGCCUCCCCUCAAAAGUCCAGCUGCAUUCCAGGAGCAAAGGAAAAACUUGGAGCGAGCCAAGAGUGAAGAAUAUUUGAAGCACAAGGUCAGAAGCAGGCCAGAAAAGUCCGAUCCUAUUAAUAUGCACAUUUUACCAGAAUCAUCUGCUGAGAGUUCGGCUCAGGCUGCUCAGAUGAAACUGAAAAGGGCUCGGCUUGCAGAUGACCUCAAUGAAAGGAUUGCCCUCAGACCAGGCCCUUUAGAACUUGUGGAAAAGAAUAUAAUUCCCCUUGAAUCUACUGUGAAAGAAGUAAUGAAAGGCAAUUCAGCCAAUUACUCCAAGCCUGUGGAUGCCUUUGCCUUCGAAGAGGACAGCAGCAAUGACGAGUCCCUCGAUCAAGAGAGAAGCAACGAUUCUCAGGGAAUGUCAUCUUCAUCUCCGCAAGAGACCAAAAAUAUGGAUGCCACUAGUUCUCCAGACUCUGCUCCAAGACAGAAUCAUAUCCAAGAAACUGAAAAUGACCCACAGGACAGCAGCGCACACCAGAUUCAUCCAUGUUCCCUGCACCCAGAAAGCCAGAUGUCUACAACAGGACACAUAGCCUCUAGUUCUGCAGCUGUAAAGACCAAGUCUACAUUAGAUUCCAAAAACCGGCACAAGAAACCUAAAGACAUCAAGCCCAAGGUGAAAAAGCUAAAAUAUCACCAGUACAUUCCUCCGGACCAAAAGGCUGAAAAGUCUCCUCCGCCUAUGGACUCUGCCUAUGCCAGGCUCCUACAGCAGCAACAACUAUUUCUUCAACUGCAGAUUCUAAGCCAGCAACAGCAGCAACACUUCAGUUACCAAGGCAUGCACCACCCACAUCUCAAGCAACCAAAUGAUCACAUGACUCGGAAUCUUAACACAUCUAUGGUUAGCAGCCCAUCACUGUCUCCAGUGAAGACCGCGUUCUCUGGCCAAGCAAAUAUGUCCUCCAUGAAACCAGGUCUAUUGCCCUCUAAUUUGGAUGAUUUGAAGGUGUCCGAGCUGAGGCAACAACUAAGAAUACGUGGCCUCCCUGUAUCUGGUACAAAAACUUCACUGAUGGAACGACUACGACCCUUCCAGGAGUGCAGCGGGAAUAAUGUCUCAUCAUUUAGUGAAAUCACAACGGUUACCUUUCCUGUUAAUCCAAACAACUCAAGCUUCCAAACCCACCCAUCGGGAGGAGUCAUUUCAAAUGGAUUCUAUCAGUUUGGCAGCACCAGCUCCACCCCACCAAUAUCUCCAGCCUCCUCAGACCUCUCUGUUAAUGGUUCCUUGCCUGAUACCUUCAGUGAUGGACCAAUGUCUUCUCCUCACUUUGGUCUGCACCCUUCUCCUAUCCACCUUAGUGCAGAGGAAAGUCUAAUGAGCAGUAUUAACAGUGGUAGCUACCAAGUAGAACUGGAAGGCAUGGAUGCUGAAAAAGACAAAAUGUUGGUGGAGAAGCAAAAGGUCAUCAAUGAGUUGACCUGGAAGCUCCAACAAGAGCAAAGACAAGUUGAGGAACUUAGGCUGCAACUGCAAAAGCAAAAAGGGAAUUGUGGGUCUCUUGACAAGACACUUCCAUCUCAACAUUUUUUUGGAGUGCCAAUAAAGCAAGAAAAUGUCUCGAGCUGCCCCUUUGCAGCUAAGCAAAUGACUUUGAAAGCCCAGGUAAACAAUGUAUCUGAAAAGCAUGGAUCGUGUCCAACACAACCAAUGCCUUGCCUGAUGAACAACCAUUGCAUGGAGGCUUCCAACCCAAAUUCCGUCAUUUCUUCCACUUUCCUGAGUCCUCAAUGUUCCCCACAACAUUCUCCCAUUGGAACUACAAAUAGUCCACAGCACAUCAGUUUACCCCCAUCUCCCAAUAACCACUACCUGGCUGUAUCUCCAAGCUCACAAGGAGAUACCCGCAGCAUGUCACCACAAGUCAACCACCGGAUUCACACCACACAGAAUACUGGAAGUUCUGUCUGCUACUCACCCAACCAAAACACUCUACAGCCAUCCUACAUUGACCAGUCAGAAAACAAGCAGAAUAUCAAAGAACAAGUCCCACCAAAAAGUACAGCAGUGCUAGGAAAGGCAGGUCAAAAGCUUCCCACUCCCGGCACGAAUUUCUGUAAUGCAACCUCUACAGUUUCCAAGCAGCUUCCCUCCUAUGAGGAUGCAGUCAGACAGCAAAUAACAAGGAGUCAACAGAUGGAUGAACUUCUUGAUGUCCUGAUUGAAAGUGGAGAAAUGCCAGCCAAUGCCAAAGAUGAGAGGUCAUGUGGGCAGAAGCUCAGUCAGCUGAAUGUGUCAACUGGAAACCAAAGUGUGACCACCUCGAACGCUCACCUUCCAUACGAGAACUGCUCGAACAGUGAUGGCCACCUUGAAGUCUUACUCAACACUCAUAGCCCCAUGAGUAGACCUAAUGAAAUACCGCUUCUUAAAAUCGGAAAUGAUGAUCCACACUUUGAGCGGGUGAUUGAAGGGUUUCCUGGAAAAGGUUCUGAGGAAAUGUUGGAAUCUUCUUUAUCUUCCAUGGAAACUCAGUUGUCCCCAUCUUCAGUGGAAAACAAUGGUCUUCAUCAUAUCAGCUUUACUGAAUCACCUUGGGAGUCCAUGGAGUGGUUGGACUUAACGCCACCAAGUUCGGCCACAGGCUUGGGGUCACUCACCACUGCUGGUCCCAGUAUCUUCAACACUGAUUUCCUUGAUGUUACUGAUCUCAACUUAAAUAAUACAAUUGACCUGCACUUAGAACAGUGGUAAAAAUCUACCACG
Hyla sarda is the source of this 3056-nucleotide messenger RNA. RefSeq names its product myocardin (gene MYOCD). Gene Ontology annotation, biological process: smooth muscle cell differentiation; cardiac muscle cell differentiation. The coding region runs from base 183 to 3044 and encodes 953 amino acids. The transcript has 14 exons. NCBI's taxonomy places the organism in Eukaryota, Metazoa, Chordata, Amphibia, Anura, Hylidae. The record is from RefSeq and is a predicted model, not a curated record.